UUAUGUCAAGCAAUCGUGUAGUGUAGCAGAGUAGCAGUGCAAUAUGUUUCCAAACUCGCGGUGACGAUAUUAUUUAUUUGUUUUAUAAAUUCUUGUAAGAUAAUAGUUUAUUAGGGUAUGUUAAAAUCAAAAUGUCAGAAGAAGAAACAGUGGAUAUUGCGAAAGAACUUGACGAUUUACUGACGAAAGUACAGCCAGACUUGCAGGAUGUUAUCAAAAGAAGUUUUACCAACGUAGCGCUUCAACUGGCAAAAAAUGGAGAACAACUUGUUCGGGACACGCUGGAAGACACUUCUUACUUUGCAAAGAACACCCAAGUCAAUUUAACAGCUCUAGAGCUGGUGAAAUCUCCAACGUUCCACAUGCAAGGUGUAUCAUUGGACCUCAAGUCUAUGCUUCUCAGUCUGCGCUGCUCCCUCGGCGAGGUCAAUGUCAAGGGCCAGUACAGUGCCUUUAAUGAGAACCUUUACAACCUCAUUCCUGUGUUGUCUGAGGGACAUGUUGUCAUAUCGUUAUCGAACGUGACGGCGGACGUGAACGUGGGGCUGAUCGUGGACGACGACGCUUUCUCCUUCAUCAACCCCGGCAUCGAGUUCUCGCACGAUGAAGUCCUUGUCAAGCUGUCUUGGCCUUCGCCGCAGCGGAAUGGCGGCUACGAGUUCGUCACCACCGAGCAACUGGCCAAACAUAUCGAUGACCUACCGCUGUCGGCGGCGGUGUCGCUACCGCUGUUCGCGCUAUUACGACAAAAACUGCAGCGACACUUAGCACGAGUGCUGCGGCAGAGCACCAGCGUGUCUGAAGUCAUGUGCUGUGACCCCAGCCUGCAUGAGGCCUACAGCGAGAUGGUGAGCAAUCUGGCUGCGAAAGGCAACAAGGUGAUAGAUAUGGUGCUGAUCAACAUGCGGCGUACUUUACUGCAGACGCGGACGGAAGUGCUGGAGUUACCGCCCUUACACGCCACCUUUAUGCACAAGAUCGGGUCAAUAUCGUUCAUCGGCAAAUUCGAGACGGACGCGGGCUGGGUGAAGAACCUGGCCACGGUGAACCGCGUGAACGACGUCAGCGUGUCGCGGCCCGAUCCCAUGAAGACCUGUUUCAGCGUCACGUUGCGGAUCAAGGACUUACAGAUCGGCUACGACGAAUACCGGAUAAAGGCACUAGGCGCGUCUUGUUCAGGACGAAUGGCGGCGGCUUUCGGCGACAACACACUGCGAUUAGAACUAAGCGUGGGGCUCGCGCGGUGGGAGCCCUACGCGCAGCUGCACGACCUGCGCGUGCUGCACAUGGACGGCAUGGACCUGCACGCGACGGGGCUGGGCCCGCUGUCGGGCACGGCGCCGCUCGGGGCCUGGGCGCGCGGCGCGGCGGCGGCGCACGCGGCGCCCGCGCUGGCGGCGCAGCUGCAGCACGAGCUGCAUACCGCGCUCACCGAGCUGCCGCUGUGGGACCUGCUGCACGACCAUUAGAGCCAUACUUACUCCCGAGGGGUGCGACGCGGUCGAAACAUGUGCUCGAGCGACAUUGCGAUCGCCAUUGCGUAUGGCACCGCGAGCACGCCGCAGUCACCCACCAAACCGCAGCAAUGGAAGUUUUUUAAUGGUUAAAUUAUUAAUAGUACUUCGGCGCGCCGCCCCGAUUGUAACUGCGAGUGUGUAUAAUAUAAACCGUUAUUAUGUAUACAAUCCCUCUUGUCUGUUUUCAAAACAACUAGAGACAGAGACUGCUAACUUUUAAAAGUACAUCCAAAUCAAACUUAUACGACGCUCGCGCACUACAUGAAUUACAUCCUAGUAUAAUGCACGCGAGCAUUUAGCGUUUUCACCAGACCUGAAACGCACCUUAAAGGGGCCCACUGAUUAACAGUCCGCCGGACGGUAUCGGCCUGUCAGUUAGAACAACAUUUUGACAGUUCCGAACAACUGCCCCUUAAGACAUUAAAUAGUUUCGCUGUUACAAAUGUUUAAGAAUCGAUUGGAUAAAGAAAUCAGUUCGGUACCAUCGCCCACAAUGUUAACUGUACAUCGGUGGACCUUCUGCCUUUUUUAAUAAUGUUCACCGAUGUACAAUUAGGAGUGUUGCUGUUUGUACAUUACACAAUUUUAAUACCGAACACACACGAAUUUCUUGAAAAGACUUGUAACAUUUGUUUUUUCUGUAUGUUUCUGUAAUAGUACCAUUGUACAAGUUGUGUUAUGAUUAUGACUGUUAUGAGUGUGUUCUAUACGUAUAUAGUCUACGUUUUAUUUACAACUGCCGUUCUGUUAUAUGUUAGGUAUAUUUAACAGUCCGAACCCUUAUUUUAGUUAAUUAUUACUACUUAUACAUAUAUUUUGUGACCUUAUAUUCUGGACUUCUAUUUACCACAUUUUUUUACCUACUUACCUAUUUUCUAUAUUUUUUAAUAUGAAUUCUUGUUUGUUUUGUUUUGAAUUAUUUAUAUAUUUUAUUAGUAACGUAAGUGGCAAAUUGAUUUUUGAUUUAACUAUUUACUUUACGACUAAACUGAGUUGACUGCUAUCUUUGUCACUUUACACAUAAAUCAAGUAAAAACAGCACAUGUUAUUAGGAUUUUUACACUUUUUUACAUGACUGUUUCGUUGCUGCUAAGUUAAAUUUUUACUUUAGUGAAUAUAACAAACACCUAUUUAAAUAUUAAAGUUUAUUUUGCAAUGUAUUUUAUUGAUAGUAGGAAACCAAUUGAUUUUAUGAGAAGAUAUUAUGUACAUAUUACAAGUUCAUUUCUAAAUCGCGAUCCAACAAUGCUGCUUUUUUACACGCCUAUGUGCAAAAUAUUUUUUUACUGUUGUGAACUCGGCAAUAAUUAAAAAGCGACUGAAUAAUUUGUAUUACAUGAAAGUUAUACAUAUAAAGGGGUCAAUGAGCCCGCGGGAUAAUUUCAUGUGGGCCCAUUGCCCACGAAGGGAAUAUAAUUCGGUACACGACGGUAAGGAGUUGAUAACUCGAGAUAUAGAAUUGAAGAAAAUUGAACUUAAAAUCGAAUUGCUUGAGGUCCAUAUUUCUUCUAUUUUUUCCCGCCAGUUAUCAACUUCUUCCUGCCGUGUACAUUUGGUAUUUAGCAUAGGUUGUGAGUGCCUUGUAACUAUUCGAAGACUGUUGUAUUUACGCGACUGCUCCAGAAAGUAGCGUUUUUAAUUAUGUUGUAUACAUUGUUGAAUAAUAAAUAAGUACAUCACAA
This is a messenger RNA of Cydia splendana, 3199 nucleotides long. RefSeq lists its product as uncharacterized. The record is from RefSeq and is a predicted model, not a curated record. NCBI's taxonomy places the organism in Eukaryota, Metazoa, Arthropoda, Insecta, Lepidoptera, Tortricidae. Bases 132 to 1469 code for a protein of 445 amino acids. The transcript is spliced from 10 exons.